CAAACAGCGUGUUUUUUUUUAUUGCGAAUAGUUGAAUUCCACCAAUUGGAGAGAUAGCAACAAGUGAUUCUGGAAAAAUCAUGGGUGAUGUUACGGGACUAACCAAUGCAGAAGCCGAUGAGCUAUGCCAAAAACAGGAUGCCUCUACUAAGGAUUUCCUGUUCCAGCAGACCAUGUACCGCAUCAAGGAUCCACGUAAAUCACUGCCCUUUUACACUGGUGUCUUGGGCAUGACUUUGCUGGUGAAAUUGGACUUUCCAGAGGCAAAAUUCAGCUUGUACUUUAUGGGCUACGAAAAUCCUGCCGAUAUACCCAAGGAUCCCAAGGAACGUCGCAGCUGGGCAAUGAGCCGCAAGGCCACCAUUGAAUUGACUCACAACUGGGGCACCGAAAGCGAUCCAGAUCAAAGCUAUCACAACGGCAACAGCGAUCCACGCGGCUUUGGCCACAUCGGACUGAUGGUGCCCGAUGUCUAUGCGGCUUGCAAGCGCUUCGAGGAGCAUGGCGUGGAGUUCGUCAAGAAACCCGACGAUGGCCGCAUGAAGGGCUUGGCCUUCAUCAAGGAUCCCGAUGGCUAUUGGAUUGAGAUUUUCAAUGCUUAUACCAUACCGAACUAGAAACUGAGAUAUGAGAUCAUUUUCUUUUCCUGCCAAUUCAAAUUGUUA
Drosophila arizonae is the source of this 665-nucleotide messenger RNA. It is a transcript of the gene Glo1, whose product is annotated as Glyoxalase 1. Gene Ontology annotation, molecular function: lactoylglutathione lyase activity; metal ion binding. The record is from RefSeq and is a predicted model, not a curated record. NCBI's taxonomy places the organism in Eukaryota, Metazoa, Arthropoda, Insecta, Diptera, Drosophilidae.